This is a messenger RNA of Cryptotermes secundus, 1255 nucleotides long. Its product is annotated as AH receptor-interacting protein. Gene Ontology annotation, molecular function: protein binding; peptidyl-prolyl cis-trans isomerase activity. The transcript is spliced from 6 exons. The coding region runs from base 70 to 1035 and encodes 321 amino acids. The record is from RefSeq and is a predicted model, not a curated record. NCBI's taxonomy places the organism in Eukaryota, Metazoa, Arthropoda, Insecta, Blattodea, Kalotermitidae.
CAAUGCAAACAUGACAGGAAGGCGUAUUAAAAUUUUAGGGUUAUAGGAUGAAAACAAUUUGUUUGAAAGAUGGAACAUAAAUCCGGAGGACCUUUAAUUACAAAAAAUAUAUUACACGCAGGAACUAAAUCGGUAUCGUUUACAACAGGGACCAAGGUAUAUUUCCAUUUUCAAACAAGGAAAUGUGAUAGAGAACAAACCAUUGUGGAUGACAGCCGAAAAUUUGGAAAGCCAAUGGAACUGGUUCUUGGUAAAAAUUUCAAGUUUGAAGUUUGGGAAACAGUAGUGCAAAUGAUGGCUCUAAAUGAAGUUGCCAAUUUUACAGUAGACAAAAGUUUAGUAUCUGGAUAUCCAUUUCUUUCCAAGACUUUGCGUGAAGCAGGAAAACCCAAAGACCAGCGCCGACCGCACUGCUGUGGUGUUAUGAUGCAGAAUGAAGGCACUGGUUAUGAAGAUUUAAACCAACUGAUCAAAGAACCUUGUGAUUUGGUAUUCAGAAUAGAAUUGUUAAAGGUUGAAGCCCCAGAAGAUUACCAGAAGGAAUCCUGGCAGAUGAACGAAGAAGAGAAAUUGAAAGCUAUUCCUAGUCUACAUUCAGAGGGAAAUUCUCUUUUCAACAACAAAAACUACAAAGCUGCUUCUGAGAAGUAUGCCCUGGCUCUUGGUAUGCUGGAGCAACUCAUGCUUGUUGAAAAACCUGGAGCUGAAGAAUGGUUAGCAUUGGAGAAGCAGAAAGUACCACUAUUGCUUAAUUUUUCCCAAUGUAAAUUGUAUGAAAAGGACUACUACACAGUGAUAGAACACUGUUCCAGUGUUCUUAAGAGUGAUCCUGGCAACGUAAAGGCACUGUUCAGGAGAGCAAAGGCACACAUGGGGGCAUGGAACCCUCAAGAAGCACGGGAGGAUUUCAUGCGAGUUAUGGAACUUGACCGUUCACUACUGGCUACUGUCCAGAAGGAACUGAAACAACUUGAGGAAAUGGAAAAGAAACAGGACGAAGAUGACAGAUCAAAACUGAAGGGAAAAAUGUUUUGAGCACCACUGUACCAUCACUGAAGCCAUCAAUACCACAUGUAACUGUUUCUUUGUUGAUUUGUAAAUAAAUUUUAAUAGAGAGGAGAGUGUAAAGUAUGAUGAAAUAUUUAUUGUGUGUUACUGGAGAUAUAUAUAUAUAAUUUUUGUUGUGCCCACUGCUGUCACUGUGAACUGUGCAUCAGAUUUGUUGGUAUGAAAUAAAUAUAACACUGAAGACAGA